AUGGUCAUCUUUGAUGUCACUCCAAUUAUCCAAGAUGCGAAUCAGUUAAAUGAAGCUAUCUUGGGAAAGUCCCAUAGAGAAUUACAGCAAACACUGGAUUCUUUUGUAGUACAUUUUGAUACAUUCGAUAAAAUUGACGAUUCAUCAGAAAAAACUGCCUCGAAUACAUUUGUUGGACCAGACACAUUAGCAUCUAAUUAUGUUCAAUUGACAGGAUGUCAUCAAAGAUUAGAAAAAUCUCUGCAAAAUACAACUUCCUGGGAUGCUACAGUUGAUGCAGCAACAAGAACAAAUGCUGCUAUGGAUGAAUUGCAGUCAGCAGUUAUGAAGAUGGAAAAAUCAGGAACUGAACGGGUACAACUGUUGGAACGUGAAAAGGCGCUGUUUAUGGCGGAAGUAGAGGAGCGGCGGGCGCAAGUUGCCCAGGAAUUCAGACGCAAACAAGACCAGUUAGAAGAGUUAUACGCAAACAAAACGCGAGAAGUGAUAUAUCACAACUUGGUUGGAAACAAUCACCAAUGGGCACAAUAA
This is a messenger RNA of Phycomyces blakesleeanus NRRL 1555(-), 531 nucleotides long. RefSeq lists its product as hypothetical. Bases 1 to 531 code for a protein of 176 amino acids. The transcript is spliced from 4 exons. The record is from RefSeq and is a predicted model, not a curated record. NCBI's taxonomy places the organism in Eukaryota, Fungi, Mucoromycota, Mucoromycetes, Mucorales, Phycomycetaceae.